AGGAGCAGAUUCCACCUCACACGGAACCAAGUUCCCACUUUCCCUGUUUGGUCGAGUCAGUUACAGCGAAUGCAAAGCCCGACCCCACCGACAUAAUACUUGUGAUUUAAAAGUGUAAAAACCCAGCCCAGGCACAGGCAGGCAGCACUAAGCAGGCAUUGGUGUAGUCGUGUAGAAAAAAAAAAUGUCUUACCACUACUGCUGAUUCCUCCCACGGAGGGAAAGGUAAAAAACAUUGAACACAUUUGACUUGAGUUUUACUCCCGCCCCAGAAAAUUAAGGAGAAAUAGGAAAAAAAGAAAAAAAAAAAAGGCAAAAUAUAUAGAAAAUUUUCUCGCUCUCAAUCUCUGUGUUUCGAACCCUAGAAAGGAAGAACAAGAAGAAAUAGUUGUUGAAGUUCCACACUCAGGAGGAAUGUCUGUUGAACAAAAUAAAGAUCCUGUACAAGGCAUACCUCGUAGAAGAUAUGAAAGGACAGAACAACAGAAGGAAAGGCGUCGAUUAGCCGAUCGACUUCGGUGGCAGCUAUUGACAGAGGAACAAAGAGAGCAUCUACGUGAGUCCAGAAGAAAACGGCGGCGAGAGCUAGCUGAUUCUCAUCAAAGAAGACUGAUAAGUGAAGAACAGAGGGAGGGACAGCAAAUUGCAGAGACACUGCUGCAGCUGCGGAUGACAAAUGAGCAAAGGGAGAAUGCAUGUGAAACCAGAUGGAAGCAGUUGACGGAGGUUACAGCUACUUCACAGAGAUUGCAAAUAAGUGAACAACAAAAGGAAAGAAUACAGGUUGAACAAGUUUUAUGUCAACAGCAAAUGACAAAUGGGCAAAAUGAACAUGUUUGUGAAGUUAGAAGGCGGAGACAUAUAAAGCUUGCAGCCUUGAUAACAGAGCAACAAGAAGAUAGACUUCAUUAUCAAAAUGGAGCAAAUGGAGAUUUGAAUCCUGAAUCUAUGAACAAUUUGAGUGCAUAUCAGAUACAGGAAGGCAUAUCCAAGAACCAAGGACAAGUACGAUUAAAUCACAUAAGGCAUGAAGCAAGAAAGAUUAGGCGAGAACGGUUGAGCCAUAUAAGGCAUGAAGCAAGAAUGACAAGCAGGUUACGUUUGAGCCAUGUCAAGCAUGAAGCAAGAAUGAGAAGUGAUCAAUCAGAGGAAUCAAGCUUACUUGAUGAAGAUGAUGAACAGUUGACUCAUGAGCCACCGAAUAAAGGUCGUGUGCGACUGACUGAAGUUCGCCGUCAAGCCAGAUUAACCACUGACUUGUAAGAGAUCUAUACUGAGAAUAUGAGAACAGUGUAUGUCUUGGUAUCAACCUCCUCUGCCUUCUCACUAGAUCGAGAUGAACCUUGAUGGAGUAUCUUGAAAGAAUUCUGUUCAGUGUAAACAAUGUUAUCUAACUACGGUUGGCUGCAAUGCAUGGUGUACCUUAUGAUGCCUCUCACCCAUACUUAGGUUAGACCUUCUAGUAAACUAUAUUUCUUUUUCCCCCCAUCAGAAUCUCAGUUAUGCCCUUUUUAUCUUUUGAUUUCCACUAACUUACUCCUUGUGGCCUCGUCAUUAUACCUCCUUGUUAGUUGUUACCCAUUGAAGAUACUACUACCUCCAAUUCACUAAUUUCUAAUUUUGUCCUACUGUUUCUUGUCACUCAUCCACUUUAUCUUGCCAUCCAUUAUUACUGAGGGUUUUAUGGAUGGAAAAAGUAGUCCAAGCGGUAUACCAGAUAGGCUGUUAAUUAUGUUGGCUUAUUUCAUGGAAUGAUGGAACUAAAUGCUUACUGAUCAAAAAAGAAGUGGAAGUUAAGGCUGCUGGAGUUUGAGCUACAGAAUAGUUUGGAUUGAAGGUCAGGCUUGGAUGGAUGCACCAUUCAAGAUACUACAAGAGAAUAGUUCAGGAAAAUCUUCUUUUUUCUUUUUUGAUGACAAUGAAAAUGUUCUUGAGUGGAUUUAGGGCUGUAGUUGAUUCAAUAGAUGAAGCACAGUUCUUUUGGAAAAAGUUGCCUGUUAAAACUUCAUAUAGUGAAGAACUCAAGUCAUAGGCUUAAGAGAAACUGGGAGAUCAUUAUAAAUUUAACUUUUUGGUUUAUAAUCUAUAGCAUUUGCUUCAUUAUGGCUACUGGAUUAUUGUUACUAUUGUUAAAUUAAGGCUAUGUUUGGUUUAAAGGAAAAGUAGGGAAAGGAAAGGAAGGGAAGGGAAACCUUUACAAAUCUUGUAUAGGUUUCCCUACAUUUCCCUUCCUUUCCCUACCUUUUCCUUCAAACCAAACAUAGCCUAAGUGUUCAACAAACAACCCCCAGUUUAGUGAGAGGGGAAAGAUCAAAAAAUGUGUUAUCACCUUUAGACAAUCUGUUGUGUAUGGAUGGGAUAAUAAAAAGAAAGAAGGAAAGAAAUGAAAAGGAAAAAAAAAACCAUGCAAACAAUUGAAGAGGUUAGUUUUAUUUGAGAUUCAGAUCUGUUUGGGCAUGGAGGGAAACAAAGUUAUCAACAAAGAAAAAUUUAUGAAUUAUAAACUUUUCAGACAAGUACUAAUCCAAUUUUUAAAAAUAGGCUAUUGUCUGAUAAAGCUAGAUAAUUAUCUCAACAAGUAUCAGUUACAUUGAUUUUCUAUUGUAACUUGUUUUCCUUUCGUUUGUCUGCAAGAAUAUACAAUAGAGUUUCUUGUAUAAAUCAUAUAAGCUUAAAUAUUUCUUCAUGUUAAUUUUACAGGAUUAUAAGUGUUAACGCCAUUUAAACAAUUCUUUUUUGGGUUAAUUGGCAUUAGAUUGGAUUUAUGUCCUUGUUGUUACCAUCUAAAAUUAUGACUUCCAAUCUCAAUCAUUCAUUAUUAUUUUAGUAUGUAUGUUACUAUUAUCAAACAUGUUAUAUUUGGUGAUCCUUCUACUAACAUUACUGUACAGGGAAAAUCUAUGAUAUCAAAAGGACAUGGUACUAAUCAAAGCACCCUGUGUAUUUUGAUUAAUACCACCUAAUUGAUUACCUCUUUUCUCAUACCAGCUGAUUGGCCAUAAGCUUUUCCAAUAUCAUAUCUUUCCGGUAUCAUAGUUGACAUGCUAUAUUUGAGCCAGUGUAAUCUAAUCAUUUAUGGAAAAAUAAAAAGAAAAAAAGAAACUUUUAUUCCCCACUGCUUUGUUUACCUGUUUGAUGCACAGAUGAGAAAACAGAUCCUUUUCCUUGUCACAUGACUAGCAUCUACUCCAGUGGCAGUAAUAUUCUUGAAGCAGUGAAGAUAUGCUAAUUUGAGCGAGUAAUGUUUUGGUCUGCAACCGGGCUGUUUGCCAUCUUCUGUACGCUGAUAAACCCAAGCAGGAGUAUUUACACCUCCAGCAUUAUCUGUGGAUGGCAGUUGGUGAAUAUUUCAUUGAUAAUUUGAUAGCAGGGGAUGUUGGCCAAUUACCCAUUGUGUUUGAUUAUGUUUUUCAAAAUAAAAUAAAAUCAUGUACACAUUGGCGAAUACCACUCCUUCAGUAUUCCCAUAAAAUA
Nelumbo nucifera (sacred lotus) is the source of this 3474-nucleotide messenger RNA. RefSeq lists its product as uncharacterized. The record is from RefSeq and is a predicted model, not a curated record. Lineage: Eukaryota; Viridiplantae; Streptophyta; Magnoliopsida; Proteales; Nelumbonaceae.